Molecule: messenger RNA, 3168 nt
Organism: Lineus longissimus
Lineage: Eukaryota; Metazoa; Nemertea; Pilidiophora; Heteronemertea; Lineidae
Product: serine/threonine-protein kinase Chk2-like
Exons: 16
Coding region: 476-1876 (466 amino acids)
Biological process (GO): protein phosphorylation
Molecular function (GO): ATP binding; protein binding; protein kinase activity
Source: RefSeq, a predicted model, not a curated record
CUCAUGGUUCUGACCCACGCUAAGACAGUUAGUUUGUUGACCGGUUUUUCAUGCAAACCUACCUUGUUUGUUGCCAUUCUGUCUUAGACUUUUGCACGCUUGCAUUCAUGGCAUUCAUGCAUUGGCAUUGCAUGAUUACAGUGCUGAAUAUGAUGCAUGCUGGUCGAAGUGGAAGGACAGUCACACUCACUGUCAAAUUUCACCAAGAUAAAGGCAAAGGUGGCAAUUAAAGGUGUCAUUACUACUGCGUUCAGUUAGGCCUACAUAAAAAUAUCCUUGGCUUGUGUCCGCUAUAAUCAGUAAUCUGGUAGGCCCUACCUUUUAUUCCUUCUCACUGAAUAAUCAUACAAUGUAAUGUAACAGGCAGCCUAAAGCGAGGUUUUAGAAUAGAAAAUUUUGACGAAGUUUGUUUGGGCUCUGACUAGUCUACCUGUUUUACCACUUAUCAAAUUUCCUUAGGUAAUAACGUCUGGCCAUGGCAUCAUUGGCCACUCAAGAAGUCGGAGACUGUUCAUUUUAUUCAGAUGAAGAAGAUGGGGCGACCCAUGAUCAUGAUGAGAUCUGGGGAAGGCUGUUCCCUGUUGGAGAUGGAUUUCUAUCUGUAGACUGCAUGAAAGACACACAUUCCUUUGGACGAGGAGAAUCCUGUGAUUAUUGUUUCACCUCAGCAUGCACCAAACAAAAGAAUGUCUUCUCGGCGUAUAGCAAAGUUCACUUCCAAUUAACCCGGGAGAAGACAAGCACUGGUGUGUAUGUAUUCCUUGAAGAUCUAAGUAGCAAUGGGACAUUUGUAAACGGGGAAAAAGUGGGUAAAGGAAAUAAACAGGUGUUGAACAAUAAUGAUGAAAUUGCACUGGCUUUCAAGAAAAAUCGGGCAUUUGUGUUUUUGGACUCGAGUGCCAAGCAAGAUCUCAAUCUACCAGAGGAGAUGGCGGCCAAAUAUACUUUGACACGGGUGCUAGGAAGAGGUGCUUGUGGUGAAGUGAGGCUGGCAUUCGAGAAGGGCUCAUGUAAUAUGUUUGCAGUCAAAAUCAUAUCAAAGAAGAAGUUCUCUAUUGGAGGAAAGACACCAGUGGGAAAUUUAGAUGUUAUGGGCGAAGUCAACAUUCUUAAAUCAUUAAAACAUCCUUGCAUUAUAGGUAUAGAAGACGUGAUAGAUUCCCCGGACACAAUAUACAUUGUCUUGGAAUUGGUACAGGGUGGAGAACUGUUUGACAAAGUCAUUAGUAUCGGCCAAUACAGUGAAGCCACUGCCAAACUUUUAUUCUACCAAAUGGUUACGGCAAUCAAGUAUCUUCAUGACCAGGGUAUUACACACCGGGACCUCAAGCCAGAAAAUAUCCUUUUAGCUUCAGAGGAAGAUGAAACGCUAAUAAAGGUAACAGAUUUUGGUCUCUCAAAGUUUGUUGAUUCUGCGACAAUGAUGAAGACGUUUUGUGGUACUCCAAACUACUUGGCGCCUGAAAUUCUCCUAACAGCAGGAAUAGGGUCUUAUACAAAAUCCAUCGACUGUUGGAGUUUGGGAGUUAUACUAUACAUAUGUCUCGUUGGCUACCCACCAUUCACAGAUGAGCGUAAGGACAUGGAUCUCUCCAAGCAAAUCACGACUGGACAAUAUGACUUUCCCAAGGAUUAUUGGGCUGAUAUAAGCACCAAAGCUGUAGAUCUGAUCAAGAAGUUACUAACUGUUGAUCCAAAGAAGCGGAUCACAUUAGUUGAGGCAUUGAAUCAUCCUUGGCUGGACGAUGACGAUGUGAAGGCAAAGGCUCAGAAACUGAUGUGGCCAGAUGGAAUGCAGCCACCUCAGCUGCCAGGAAAGAAAAGACCACGGGACAGUCCUGAAAAGCAGUCUUCUCCAAAGAAAAGAGCAAAAUGAUCUGGAACAUUUCCCACUGAAACGAAAGAACAAUCAAUAUUGUAGAACUGUUCUGAUGAGGCAAGAGAUAGUCAUUCCUGAUGUAUGCUACAAACCUGCCGGUAUACUUAAUGUAUUGUGCCUUGUCUCAACCUCCAAUGUAGGAUCUUUAUGCAGGCUUUGUUUUUACAUUUGGUCAUGACCUGUUUGUUGGUGAAUGUACAUGUAGGCCCGGGUAAAAUCUACGUCAGACUACAGGAGCCUACGCGGUAGUUAAAGUUUUGGUACUGAUGAUCACUGUUAAAAAAACAUAGACUUAGAAUGUUGUGUUGGAGAACCAACCAUGCUCACCGUUUUCUCUGGUAAGCAAUAUCCUAUGUGAAGAUUGUCUGUUAAAAGAUCUGGAUGUUUAAGAUUUAGAGGAGGCUAUAUUGUGCUCAAUGCUAUUGGAUCAAUGAAUAGAAUAGUACUGUAUGUUAGAUUCCUGAAGGACCACAAGGAUUUAGUAUCAUACAUGUACUACUUAUAUGUUGUAUGUAUCAUAUAUCUGCUGUCUUUAAAGAUAUGCUCACCAGUUGGGGGGCUUCAUUCAGUUUCAUGAAUUUGUAUUUCACCAUGUCGUUUUAAAAUGUUCAAUCAAAGAGUGCCAUUGAUAUGGCAAGGUGGAUCCCUUUGAUAGUAUGAUCACAGCAGUGUCUUGAUUUCUGUCGUAAAUAUUGAGAAUAUGUAAGAAAAUUACCUUAUUUUUUUGCAUGUAUUACCUUUCAUAGUAAAAGCGGAAAACGGUGGAGUAAAUAUGCUCUUUAUUAUGUUCGUGUUUUUCACGAUCAUUUCACCACCAUGGGCAUUUUGUUGUUGUUGCCCUGUGUAUGGUUUUGUUAUGAUUGGAUUCCUUCAUGGGGACCAUUGUAACUAAGUCCCACAGUCUGGGUAAUCUUUGUCCAUUGGAUGUUUUCUUUAUGAUACGUACAAUGGACUUAGUGAAGCAUUUUAUUUCAAAGAAAAGUAGCCUCUGUUCCUUUUGAGGUUACAUUGUAUCAUGUUGAAAGCUUUAAUUUUGACUUUUGUUGAUUUCGAUUGUAAUUUUUGAUGGAUGGGGCAUCCUCAAAAGGUCAUAUCAGCUGCGAGCUGUUGAUAAUAGUACCAACAAGUAAAUGCGUGGUAUUUUGAGCUGGAUUCAAAGCAUGGUAUACAAUCUUGUCACUUGAAUUCUGGGGGAUAUACUUGUUGAUGUAUUGUAUUGUGUUUUAAACAUACAUAUAAUAUGUAUAUCGCGUGCCAUUAUUUGAAUAAUAAACAACCAUUUUAGGAGA